This is a messenger RNA of Volvox carteri f. nagariensis, 3894 nucleotides long. RefSeq lists its product as uncharacterized. Bases 1 to 3894 code for a protein of 1297 amino acids. The record is from RefSeq and is a predicted model, not a curated record. The transcript is spliced from 16 exons. Lineage: Eukaryota; Viridiplantae; Chlorophyta; Chlorophyceae; Chlamydomonadales; Volvocaceae.
AUGGACUUGUUAAGCUCAUAUUCUCAGUCAGUCCUGACCUGCAGCAGCGGCGGCAGUAGUAGCGGUUUGCUAUCCCGGCUUGCGCGUGGGAAGGGUGCAUUGCUUUCACACCGCCGCGGCGGCAGUAGCGGCAGCGCCGGCGUUGUCGACGGUCCCCCCGGGAGCACUAGCAACCCCCGCGGCGGCCAGCAGGACAGCGCCGAGGCCAACAGCUUACUUGGAGUCACGGGCGCCGUGGAUGCCCCUAGCUCAGAAGCUGGCGCCGGCUCUAAUACCCCGAGGCGCCCGAGAGGCGGCGGCGAUGUGCAAAGUGGGGUAUUGGCGUCGGCAGCUCCCGCCACGGCGGCGCUACAGCCGCCGACGGUCGCCUACGUUGAGCGCGAGCUGCUGGGGGACCCAGCGGGCGCCGCUGCUGCUGCUGCCGUUGCUGCCGUACACCCCGACGUGCCGCUGCCGCCGCCGGCGCUGCCCCCCGCCGAGGUUCAGCCCCUGGAGUUGUUCUCGGAGGCCCCCAUGACGGGCCGGCUGCUGGCACGAGCUGAGGCGGAGGCGGCCUCGCAGCGGGAGGUCACCGCACCGCCCAGUCAAGAAGAGUGGCGGCUCCUGGGGGGCCCUGUACCCGCGGCCGUACACAUGGUCCUCUCCGCGAGCGACUGGCUGCAGCUGCGAACCUUGCUUGAGGCGGCUGCGGAGGCCUCCCCCGGGGGUCAGCUGGAUUCGGGGAUUGUGGCCGCACUCUUCAAAAGGGCCGCGGGUUUAUUGGCGGAUGUCCCCGGUGGCGGCGGCGGCGGCGGCGGCGGCGGCGGUCCUGCGGGUCGGGAGCUGUCGGAAGCUGCUGCCGCUGUGGAAGGCGCCGCAUUGGAUGGCGGUGGUGCAGUGGUUGGGGGAGGAGCAGGAUGGGGGGGGCAGGGGGGCGGUGCCAUGACGGCGGCCCCGGCGACGUUUGGCCCCGCUGAAGCGGCGGCGUACAGCACUUUUUGCAGCCGGCUGACCGCCGCGGCAGUGGCGGCGCUGACGCGCCGUACAUGGCCUGACGACCGCGUUGAUGACGGCAGGGUGGCGGGGAGCGGCAGCGGCGGUGCUGAUGCGAUCGCGUACGGCAUGGGCAUGCUCCAAAUCAGAUCUCGGAAGCUGUACGACAUAGUGAUACGUACGUCAGGAGAGCAUCUGCGCACGCUGGCUGCCCGCCGGACCGCUGCUGCCGCCGCCACCGCUGCCGCUGCCGCGGCGCUGGCUAGCGCCGGCGGGGUCCAGGGACCCGUACGGACCCGCGGCGUGUUUGCGGAGAUGGCUGCAACUGCAGCCGCCGCCGCCGCCGCCCCCACCCGCGGCGACGCUGCUCCUGUUGCCACUACAGUGGCGCCGCCACCGCCGCCGCCGGCAGAUGUUCAGAAGCGACAACGCCGUGAUCGCAGGGCAAAGAUGGCGGCGGCGGCGGCGGCGGCAGCACCGCCGCCGCCGGCGCCUAAACCCUGGACACCGUCAGACCUGGCGAGUCUUGCAUGGGGCGUCGCGACGGCGUACGGGGGCAGCAGCGGCGCGGAAGCUCCCGUCAGAGUAGCAGCCGCCGCCGCCGCCGCUACAGCGCCUCCGCUGCCGCUGCCGGACAAGCCUUGGUUGAGGGCCUUAUGCGACGCCAGCCUGGAUCUGCUAGGGGAAUGCGGCCCGACGGAAAUGUGGCAGCUUCUGUGGUCUCUGGCUCGCCUGUCGUACCUUCCUCCACAGGACUGGAUGCGGCUGGUUCUGGAGCGCGUGAGGGGCCGCAUGCGCGACUUCGAGCCGGAGGUCGGGUUAACAGGAGGGCUGUGCGGGGACGGGGGUCUGUGCCGUAUUGCCUGGGCCCUGGCGGCGCUGGACUACGUACCUGACAGGGCAUGGCUGCGAGCGCUGGCCGGGCAGCUGCACAACCGGCUCCGAGACCUAAGUCCAGCCCAGCUGCUGUCGGUGUACGGCUCUCUGGCGAGGCUGGGUUACGCUCCACGUCCGGAGGUGGGCUCGGGGCUUCACGCGGCCGCGGUCCGGCUCAUGUCUCUGAUGGACGCGGAGCAGCUGGCGGCUCUAGCGUAUUACGCGGCCUCGUUUGAAAGAUGGCGCCCCGGAGAGACGUUUCUCCACGCACUGGCACGGGCCGUCCGACCUCACACCGCCAGCCUCACACCCGUGCAAGCGAGUCGGUUGCUUUGGGCUUGGGCACGGAGCACAACGCAGCAGCAGCCACAGCAGCCACAGCUGCAGCAAGCCGCAGCAGGCGCUGCAGCUGCUGCGACCGGCGUUGGGCUCGGGACUCUGCCACAGCCUCUAGUCGAAGCUAUUCUGUCCCAGUCGCUCUGGGCUGCCGCGCAGCUGCGGACACUCAUGGGUCCAUUCCACGAGGAGUCGCCGUGGCCCUCGGAUGCCUGGAUGACGUUAUUCGCAGCGGAGGUACGGAGGCGUCUUGGCGCCGAAACCACUGUCAACGAAGACCAUGGCCUCAUUGCGUACGGCUUUGCCGUGCUGGGGUGGCCGCUACAGGAGCCCUGGGUCAAGGAGCUGGCCGCCGGCGGCUAUCGGCGCAUGGCGGGGAUGAGCGGGGAGGCUCUGGGGCUGUUUCUGUGGGGCUUAUCUCAGUACGGCUGGAGUACGGACAGCAAGCGAUUCUGGGAUGCCGUGUUCAGGGAAACGGGCGUUAAAUGGGACACUUGUUCGGCACGCAGCGUCGUACUGCUGUACUGCGCCGUAGCGGAUAUGAUGCCGCCGGAUCUGGAGCCGCCCUUGCAGUGGCAACGUCAGCUGGCCAAGGCGCUGAGGCUACGGGUGCCUAGACCGCCGGCAGCGGCGCUAAUCCCGGCGGCGCUCCGUGCCGCCGCUGGCGGCUGCCUGGGCCCUUCGCCGCUGCGACUCCGUGGCGCCGCCGCCACCGCUGCGGCGACACCUGGGGGCCUCCACGUCCGCGUCGCCGGUAUCGCCGAUGGUGGCGGCGGCGGCGGAGGGCCACGGCGGCGGCGCAGCGCGAUUGACAGCUCGCUCUGGUCGUCAUUAAUGUACAACGCGAAUCUGUACGGCGAUUAUGGCGUGCCGACGGAGGUUGUGGAUGGGUUGACGGAGGCGGCGGCGGGACGGGUAUUGGCGGGCGGGAUGAUGGCAGGAGAAGCGGAAGAGGCGGUAGGGGAAGAGGAGGAGGUAUUGGGGCCGGAGUUUCCUGCGGAGGGCUUGCUAGGAGAGAGUGACCCGUGGGACAGUGAAGGGGGCUGGGGUGGGGAUGCUUCGGUGUGGGAGCUACCCGCGGAUCUGUCCUUGGAGGGUCAGGAGGAUGUGACGGAGGAGGCGGAGGCGGAUGACGACUAUUACGAGCAGCUUCUUCGGGAAAUGUACGACGACGGGGCAGCGGAGGAGGAGGAGUUGAGCGGCGGCCUCGCCACCGGCUUUGCGGGUAGCAGGACCGGCAGCGGCGGCCGCGCCUCGGCAGUCGCAGGUGACUCGGUCACCCAGCAGCAGCAGCUGAAGGCGCCAUCUGCGUCAUCUCCGUACGUGUUUGAUCCUAGGAUGCGAGGCCCCGAUCCUGUGGAUCCGUACGGCCUGUUAGGCGGCAGCAGUGACGGAUCCAGACGCGGCAUCUUAUCAGCACGACAUGGUGUGUCGGAUGAUACGAGUGGUGACGUCAGCGAUGAUGACGCCAAUGAUGCCAAUAUGGAAGACGAGCCAUUCCAGCUUCCUCUGCCGAUUGAGCUAACUGACCCACGGGACCAUCCCGCGCUUGCGGCAGCGGUUUCGGAGAUGCGACUUUGGUGGGCGCAUGACGUGGUGGACGAGCUGCGCUGGCUGUGGGGUUUCCCUGGAGUGCUUCGGCAGCUUCCGCCGUGGGUACGGCAAGCCAGUCUGGCACGGCUUCGUAAGAUGGCGAUGCGGCGGCCGUAA